Messenger RNA from Portunus trituberculatus (swimming crab), 2302 nucleotides. Its product is annotated as glycine-rich cell wall structural protein-like. Lineage: Eukaryota; Metazoa; Arthropoda; Malacostraca; Decapoda; Portunidae. The transcript is spliced from 8 exons. The record is from RefSeq and is a predicted model, not a curated record. Gene Ontology annotation, cellular component: chitin-based extracellular matrix. The coding region runs from base 140 to 2047 and encodes 635 amino acids. Gene Ontology annotation, molecular function: structural constituent of chitin-based larval cuticle.
AGCGUCUUUCUCCGCUGCCCUUCCCCUCUCUCCGCAUCCAGCCUCCGUGUGGUGACCUUGGAGGCGGCCUGGCGUGGAGUAUAUAGCGCCUGCCCGGCCACAGUGAGCCACAGACGAAUUCAAUCGCCACACAGCCAACAUGAACCCUCUCAUUCUUGCUUCCCUCCUGACGGUGGCUGCCGCGGCGCCCCAGUACAUCUCCGGGCCGCCCCCAUCCCCACAGUACACCUCUCCUCCUUCCUACGGCCCCGCCCCUGUGCCAAUACUGAGGGAUGACCGCCAGAGCCCAGAUGCCUACGGAAACUAUAACUUCAAUUUUGAGACCGGUGAUGGAAUUAGCCGUCAAGAACAGGGCUCCCCGCAGGGUCCCAAGGGCGCCGUGGCUACCCAGGGUGGAUGGUCCUUCACCUUCCCUGACGGCACCCCCGCUGUCUUCUCCUUCGUGGCUGACGGUGCUGGUUACCGCGUGGAGUCUGACCUUCUACCCACGCCCCACCCACUGCCCGCCCACGCCCUUGCGCAGAUUGAGAAGGCACGCAGGGAGGACGCCGCCGCCGCCGCCGCCCCCUCCAACCAGUAUUCGGAGCCCGCCCCUCAAUAUUCCAUCUAUUCAAACUACGCCUUGAUUUUCGCCCUUCCCGCCCUCCAGCCCUCCACACCCCGGCCUGACCCACUUCCAGGGGCGGGGUCAGACAGGUCAAGGCCGAGGUCACGAGAGAGCACGCUGGUCAUGACACAGGGGAUUGAGGGUAGGGGUGUGAGGGGCGGGACGACACUGGCCUGUGCUUCCGACAACAUGACCUGGAAACUUCUUCUCUCCGCGGCGGUGGUGGCGGUGGCGGCGGCGUCCAGGCUGCCCUCCACCUCCUAUGGGACACCAAACAGGGGCCAGGCGGGAGGUUCCUUCGGCGGCGGCUCCGGGGGACACUCAGGCGGUCAGGGUGGGCAUGGCGGGGCUCUGGGUGGUGGUUUCGGCGGCUCUGGAGGUCACGGCGGGGCUCAGGGAGGAGGGUUCACAGGAGCCGCUAGUGGAGGAAGCUACGGCGGGGCUCAGGGCAGCGGCAGCGGCGGCGGCAGAGGUUUCGGUGGUGCCGCGUCUCACGGCGGGGCUCAGGGCGGCGGCAGCGGCGGCGGCAGAGGUUUCGGUGGUGCCGCGUCUCACGGCGGGGCUCAGGGCGGCGGCAGCGGCGGCGGCAGAGGUUUCGGUGGUGUCGCGUCUCACGGCGGGGCUCAGGGCGGCGGCUUCGGAGGCUCCGCAGGUCAUGGUGGUGCACAGGGCGGAGGGUUCGGGGGAGCCGCAGCCGGAGGAAGUUAUGGAGGAGCUGCUGGAGGAGGCUUCAGAGGCACCACCGGCAGCAGCUUUGGAUCAGCUGCUGGAAGAGGCUUUGCAGGAGGCUCAGGAGGUUCUGGUGCAGGAUCCUACGGACAGCCCUCAGGCCCCGUGAUCCCCAUCCUGGUGGACGAGCGGGACGGGCCCCACGCUGACGGCACCUACAGCUUCAACUUCGAGACCGGCAACGGCAUCUCCCGCCAGGAGCAAGGAUACCCGCAGGGUCCCCAGGGCGCCGUGGCGUCCCAGGGCGGCUGGUCCUUCACCUUCCCUGACGGCACCCCCGGCGUGUUCAACUUCGUGGCUGACGAGAACGGUUACCGCGUCGAGUCUGACCUCCUGCCCACGCCCCACCCGCUGCCCGCCCAUGCCAUCGAACAGAUCGAAUUCGCCCGCCAACAGGAGGCGCAAGGAAUCUCGUACGGCGGCCAACAGGGAGGAUCCUCCGGUGGUGGCUUCGGUGGGGCUGCUGGUGGCAGUCAGGGAGGUUCCGGCGGCUUCGGAGGCUCCUACUCCAGCGGCAGCGCAGGCCAGGGCGGCAGCUUCGGAGGCGCCGGCGGCUCCCACUCCUCAGGGUUUGGAGGGUCUUCAGGAGGCUUCGGCGGCGCCCAAUCCGGAGGCUUCGGCGGGGCUGGCUCUGGCUCAGGCUUUAGCGGCUCCUCGGGUGCUGGUUCCGCAUCUCGCCCCGCCCCCAGCAGGACCUACGGCUACCCUUAAGCCUCCCCCGUCCCACCAGGCCCUCCUCCACCACAAGACUCCACCACAGACCCCACUCCACUCCCUUCCCGUCACUUUCCUCUAUUUAUUCUCCCCUGCCACUCUCCUCACCUCUUCUAUGCAUGUCUCUCAGUGUUUCAUAACCUUCCCUCCUGAGUCUCCCUAUAGUUCCCCGUUACCCUAUUAUUACGCUUACUUGGCCAAGAAUUAGUGUUAAGCGCAACUUACGUGCAGAAUAAUAAGAUGGAAUGAGAA